Molecule: messenger RNA, 2059 nt
Organism: Lagopus leucura (white-tailed ptarmigan)
Lineage: Eukaryota; Metazoa; Chordata; Aves; Galliformes; Phasianidae
Gene: LRRC14B
Product: leucine rich repeat containing 14B
Exons: 2
Coding region: 61-1611 (516 amino acids)
Cellular component (GO): cytoplasm
Source: RefSeq, a predicted model, not a curated record
UAGGAUCUUUAAUUAAACCCAGAACUCACCCUCCGUAACAGCAAGAAGUUCAAAGAAACAAUGAAGUCUCUCCAGUUCCUUAGUGCUGAGGCGUUCGUGUCAGAUGCUGAGUUUGCGAGGAAGAAUCUUGGCAGUGUUGCCCAUAAUCUUUUUCCUCUUCUUUUUAAAGCCAGCUAUUUACUGGAGCAAACGGAAGUGAUUCAUGACUUGGUUGAGACCUGGCCACUUGCUGACUUUAAUAUAGGAAAACUUCUGGGAACUACUGUGGACUACCAGGAAGAUCUGAGCCAUAGAAGAUGCUCAGUGUGCUUGGAGAGCUGUCUAACAGGGCUGAGAGACUAUGUAUUGAAUCAUCCUUCUCCCUGUGUGAAAAGGUUGAAAGUGGUGGACCUGACAGGUAUAAAGGAUGUCGAAGUUCAGCUUUGUGAAUGUAAGAAGACAAUGGGGAGGUGGGCCAGGACUAAGCUGCUCUCAAAGCUUUGUCUAGAAGUGCUGGUCCACCUGCAACAAACGCAAUGCAAGCCACGUGCCUUUGAAAUCAGUAUUGAUGUGCUAAUAGACUUGUUUGUCACAGAACGCAACUAUGAGCUGGUAGUGCAGGCCCUGCUGCAGAAACGUUAUUGUCCACUGAAGAUCUGCUGUGUGGCAUUUAGAGCUGACAACCUGGCUUUGCAAAAAUUCUUCUACAUCAUAAAGCUCACUGAUCCUUCUUUGUUGCGCAAACUGGAAGUAGUUCACAAUGUUCGCUUGGAAAUGGAACACUUGGAAAUACUCUUCAACAGUAUUCACUUCCCUCUACUGAUGUCUUUGACCUUGCCAGCUCGCACAUUUAAUGUGCAGAGGCUCACAGCUACAGAUGAACUGAUGCUUACUACCAUUGGAAAAAAGAUGGGUGAAAUGACACAACUGACUGAGCUCAGUCUGGCAUUUUCUAUACUCACAGGAAGAAUACGGAAGCUGCUCAGCCCACUAAAAACUCCACUGAAGAUGCUGGAUGUUUCUAACUGCUCAUUGAACCAUGCUGAUAUGAUCUAUUUAGCCAAUAGUAUCCAUUCUUAUCACUUGGAAACACUGGACCUGAGCGGGCACAAUAUUCCCGAGCUUUAUCCAUCAACACUCUUUAAGCUUCUUAGCCAUUCCUCUCCAGUGCUUAGGAGUCUUGUCUUGGAGGACUGUAACAUCCAAGACACUCAUGUCAACAUGUUGAUCGCAGCAUUAAGCCCUUGUCAGAAACUGCAGGAGUUUAAGUUUCUUGGAAAUCCAUUGUCAUCCCAAGCACUUAAACACCUUUUCACAUUUCUCUGCGAGUUGCCAGUGCUGAAAAUUGUGGAGUUUCCAGUUCCAAAGGACUGCUACCCUAUUGACAUCACCUACCCAAUUGACGAUGCCAGUCUCUGCAGAUUUGAUCAUCAAAAAUAUGACAGUAUAGCAGAGGAGCUUAACUUCAUUUUACUCCAAGCAAAUCGGGAGGAUGUGAAAGCUUCAACUCCGCUCUUUGGCAGUUAUGAUGCAGCCGUUCAGGAGACAAAUGAUGAACUGGGAGCUUAUUUGAUCAAGUCCUUCAAAGAGACUUUAGAAAAGUUAACUACUUCUCUUAGCAAAAUGAGUUAAAUGUAUAACAUGUUUUCAAUGUUGGCCUGACAAUCUGGAACAGUGUCCUUCAUUGAGCAGUCUUCAGUUUUCUUUAGUUUCUGGGCUGAAUUUAUGUUGUUUUAAUAGCUCAUGGUCAUCAGAGGUUUUUUUUAACUAUCCUACUGCAUAAUAUUUAUGUAAAUACAGCUUGUUCUCAAAAGAGGGGAAAACCCUCAAUAGUUUAGUAUUUUACACAAAAAGCAUUUUGUUUCUUAGUAAAACAAGGUGUCUGAAAUUGGUUACUUUCUUCUACAGUUUUCUCCAGACUUGCGAAUGAGGCUUGCAACUAAACAGAAAAGACAAGAAAGUCUUUCCCCAGGUCCAGCAGGAUCCCUCAGUGACUGUAUAUUCUCGUACUGAGGGCCCCAGGCCUGGACGCAGCGCUGCAGAUGGGGCCUCACAAGAGCCGAGCAGAGGGGGACGAUCA